Messenger RNA from Mugil cephalus (flathead mullet), 4536 nucleotides. RefSeq names its product PAS domain containing serine/threonine kinase (gene pask). Gene Ontology annotation, cellular component: nucleus; cytosol; cytoplasm. The transcript is spliced from 20 exons. The record is from RefSeq and is a predicted model, not a curated record. Gene Ontology annotation, biological process: protein phosphorylation; negative regulation of glycogen biosynthetic process; intracellular signal transduction. NCBI's taxonomy places the organism in Eukaryota, Metazoa, Chordata, Actinopteri, Mugiliformes, Mugilidae. Gene Ontology annotation, molecular function: protein serine/threonine kinase activity; ATP binding. The coding region runs from base 360 to 4115 and encodes 1251 amino acids.
GUUAGUGGUUGAAACCCGCGGUUUACAAAAAACAAAUACUACUGGAAGAAGUCUAGUAACCGAUUUUAAGAUCUGUUUUUAACCGAGUCCGGAUUAUUCGUGGGUAUCGGGGCUUUGUUAACACUACGGUAACAUUAAGUCAGAAUAAAUGCUGCUUCAUAUAACCGAGGAAGUCUUGUCGCGUUAGUAGCAUUAGCAUUAGCAGAUGGCUAGCUAGCCAGCCAGCUAGGGCAGUGGAGGUAGCGUUACCUUGUCAACUAGCGUCAACUAAAACUGCCUUUACCUUUAUUUAUCCAAACAGGUUGCACGGGGCUUGAGGUUAUAUCAUUGUCAAAUCAGGCUGGUUAGCCAUCAACAUCAUGUCGCUUUCGCAUGAGGCUUCUUUUGUGGCUACUCAAACCAUCGGAGAUAAAGAACAGACUAUUUGUGUGGUUCCCGACCUCUCUAAUCUCCUGGAGGAUGACUUUGACUUGAAUAAGUCCUACCCAUGUACUCAGAAGCCGCUAUACAAGAAGAGACUUUUAGCAUUGAAGCGUCGCUAUUAUUACGGUUCACUGACAGGGGAAGAUUUGGAUGUUUACAGUUCUUUGGGAACAAGAAACCACAUAAUCCCUAAUUUACGUCCUGGCUCCCAAGUUUCUUUUGACCCACUGCCUCACCUGUCCAACCUGUCAGAGGCAGAGGAGAGCAUCUUCAGUCAACUGACAUCUGGAGAAUUUGGCCUGUCUGGAUAUCCAGCUGUCCUUAACCCAAACAAAAUCAUUCUUACUGUAGCCUAUAAAACCAGAGAGAUCUUGUCAGCUAAUGAACAGGCAUGUAAACUAUUUGAGUCUACCACUAAUGAGCUGAUUGGGAAAAAGCUGUCAUGUGUGUUAAAGAAAACCAGCCAGGUCCUGGGAGAAGCUUUGGAAGAAGAUUUUCCAUUUGAGGACGGAACUGUUACUGCAGUGUCUGGAAAAGUGGUGGAUGCUGUGACAUUAUCUGGAGAGGUUCCAGUUUCUGUCUGUACCUACAGACAGCCACAGAAUGAAGAACAUUUGCUUGUCAUGAUGGAAAAUGUGGAAAGGAUAUCAGCCUUUUUGUCCUUUUCACAAGAUGGCAGCAUCCUAACUUGUGACUUGGCAUUUGCGCAUCUCUUUGGAUACCACCAUCCCGAGGAGUUAAACGGAGCGUCUGUUAAGGAGCUAAUCCCUUCUUUACAAAUCCCCCUGCACAGUCAUGCAUUACCCAAAAUGCUGAGGGUCCAGAGAGUGUGCGGUAAAAGCAGAGGAGGCGCAUCUGUCCCGCUAUGUGUCAAACUUGAGGGGGCCGUAAUAUGUGGAAAGCCCCAACGACAGAAGAAUGGGAGUGGUUGCACCUGCCCAACAGAUGGAGGUAAACUAUCAGAUGUAGAGGGAAAGCAGCCAUGCUCCUCACUCAUGUCUGUGUGCAAGACAGAAGCAUCACCCUCUGAACCCUGUAAGAAAGAGCAGCCCUUAGAAAUCAAAGAGGACAGAGUUGUCGUCUCUCCCAGCCCAACAUUGGAGUACUCUGGAACGGUUUGGGUGUUUGCUCCUAUGAGCGGUCUCCUCCUGCUCCACCCUGAUGGCUCAAUCUUCAGCAUCUACAACCACCUGGCCCUCAGUCUGUUUGGCUAUAGCAAGGAUGAGCUGCUGGGAAAGAGUGUCACUUUUCUGAUGCCCGGGUUCUUUAGGUGGAUGUCGGACUCGGACAGAAAGGCCUUCUCGGAUUCUCAUGUAGAGGCUGGUAAAAGUCCAGCCUCGUCCAAAAUAUUAGGAAAAUCUGACCCUUCCUCACUGGUGGCAGGAGACAUGGCCAUGGUUCAACAGGCCAUUAUGGAAAGAACCUCCACAGCACGAGGAAGGAUCUUCACUGGAACCAGCACCAGGCUGGAGAAACAAGGCAGCGCUCUGUCGACACUCUCUCCUCCUGCAGUCACCUCCACACGUGUGGUUGCUCUCAAUGACACUACAGAGCUGAUGGAGGAAGCAGCCCAGGUAGCUCCCUGCUGUAGCCAGCUCGACAGUGCGGAUACCACCCAGGCACUACUGAAGACUUUUGCCUGGGUGGAGCCUCCAGAUGAAGACACCUGCUGCUUGAUUCCCACUGAGGCAUCACUACAUUACGGAGAACAGCAGCCAAGAAAUGAGGCUCGGGAUGAUAAUGAAGCUGCCGCUGAGAUUAUCCCAGACACUCCUGUUCAAAACGAAUGUGCUGCUGGCAGCGAGCGUGGCCAGUCUCCUGGUGGAAAAGACCACCGUUCAUGCGCCUCUGUCCUCCAGGACUCGAGCUAUGAGGUCAUCUCACUGGAGAGCAGAUCUUCCUCUGGCUUUUGUGAAAAGUUUGCUGGCCACGGUGGCUCUGAUCCGGCCCAGAUAGAGGACUCUCAUUCAGCACAUGUUGUGGACUCAGCCAGCUGCUUCCUGGACCUCAACAGUAACGGUGAUCUGAUUACCCGGGAGCUGGCCAACCUGGAUCUGAGCGGUAGUGUGGAACUGAUCAGCAGUGGAGGGUACACUGAUGACAACCAACACUCCAUGAUAUCUUGCGAUACAGCUGAGCUCCUGCGGACGCCCUCCCUGUGCGUGGUAGGGUCUGACCAGGAAACAGAGCCUGUGGAGGCUGCUGUGGAGGCCAGAAAUGGCUCAAGUGAAGCAGCUGACCAGGGAGAACAAGAUCAGUGGGCAGGUCUAUCUGCAAUUGAUAAAGGAAAGAGCCAAGACUGCUGCUUACAAAUGAACAGCGGGGUUCAGCCUGUGACAGACAUUCCUGCCACGUCAACUCCUAAGAAACAGAAGGUGAAUGGACACACCAUGUCCACAGACACGGCACAGAUACUGGAGGGGCGAUUUGAAGGGAGUGGAUAUCACAGAGACGGCACAAGAGUAGAUGUGCAGUGUGAUGUUUGUAGGACAAACCUCCCUGAUGGAAGCUUCCUGUUCUGUGUGUGGAUGAAAAGGCCUUUCCACCAGGGGGCGCUGUUACAAACUGAUCGGUCACUGCACAACCGAUCAGGAGCCAGUCCAGGAGAGAGGAUUGGUGAGGCCAGUCAAGGGGAGGCGCUGCGCUCCACCAUGGACCUUGAUCAGUCUAGAGCCUGUGACGGGCAGUUUGAAGAAGAGUACCAGCCGCUCAAAGCUGUGGGUAAAGGCGCCUUCGGUUUUGUCUGGAAGGCAAUAAGGCGCGAUGACGGAGAAGAAGUGAUAGUGAAGUUCAUCAGGAAGGCCAGAAUAGUCAGUGACUGCUGGGUAGACGACCCCUUGCUGGGUCGAGUGAGCCAUGAGAUUGCUAUACUGACACGAGUACAGCACCACAACAUCGUCAAGGUUCUGGAGGUGUUUGAGAACGACAGCUACUUUCAGAUGGUGAUGGAGAAACACGGGGAUGGUUUGGACCUUUUUGAAUUCAUAGACAUGCAGCCGCGGCUGGAUGAGCCCUUGGCGAGCUACAUCUUUAGACAGAUGGUGGCAGCUGUCUUCUAUCUGAGGACUAAGAACAUCCUUCACCGGGACAUAAAAGAUGAGAACAUCAUCAUCGACUCGUGUUUUCACAUUCGACUGAUAGACUUUGGCUCUGCUGCCAUGAUGGCACCCGGGAAGCUCUUCUACAAUUUUUGUGGCACACUCGAGUACUGCUCCCCGGAGGUUCUUCAAGGAAACCCCUAUGAGGGUCCAGAGCUGGAGAUGUGGUCCCUGGGUGUUUUGCUCUAUACUCUGCUAUUCAGCGAGAACCCCUUCUGUGACGUGGGGGAAAUCCUGGAUGCUAAGCUAAAGCCUCCGUUCAGCCUCUCUCCAGAGCUGCAUGGUAUGUUAUGUGGGCUUUUGCACCCUGAUCCGGCUCGAAGAAUGAAUUUAGACCAGUUGCUGCUACAGCCCUGGAUCAGCCAGCCCAUUUCCCUGGCAGAGUAUAGCUGGGCAGAGGUGGUUCCUGCAACUCAGAGAUACUACUCGCCACUGAAUCGAGACUCCAGUCCUAAAACACUCAUCCGGCCAGGCUUGUUCCCAGAUCAUGGCGAUGAGACUUUGCCUGAGGAUGAAGAGGAGGAAGAUGAGGAUGAGAGAUUAUCUAUGGUGGCCCUGGAAACUGAGCUCCAGAAGUACCUCCACGAUGAUUAGAGGCUGAAUUUUAUUAUAGUCAUGCAGAGACAAAUGGACCGUUAUUGUCACCACUGGUUGGUGACAAUGUGUUGUUGACAGAUUUCUGAGUUCAGCCCACGAAGACAAAAUGAUUACAGCAUAAUGUAUCUCCAUUGUUUCCUCUAUUUAGUCACUUUUAUUUAUUCUUUGUAUUGUUGAAAAACAUGCAGCAAAGUAAUAGCCAUGAUUACCAUGACAGCCAGCUCUGUUACCAAAAUCCACAAGUAACCAUGAGUUCACCUUUAGAGAAUUCACACAAAGCUGCAGGGACUCUGGAUUAAGCUCUUGAUAAAUAAGUGGUGUGUCAGGUUUUUAAUAUUGUCUAUUUUAAUUGACAUGUAAGUUUAUUUACAAUAUUUUAUCUAUUUAUUUUAUACAAUAAUAAAUAUCUUACCACAAA